AUGAGUAAAAAACAUAAUACACGUUCUCAAAAAAGAGAUAAUGCUCAAAUUACCCCUGAUGACUUAGAACCCUUAAACAAUAAUAAUAGCAAUAAUCGACAUGAAAAAAGUGAAGAAGAACCUUUAAGCAUAUUAUCAUAUGAUUCUAUAUCUUUGCAUUCACCAUCUUAUUGCUCAUCUAAAGAACAAAUUGAAAUGGUAAAUAAGUUGCAUCAAAAUAAAAAUUAUAAACAAACUAUGCUUAAUCGAUCUUUAGAAGUUCAAAAUAUUAAAAUUUUAGUAAACAAUACUGACUUAUCAGAUAAUACGAAUACAACUGCUAGCUGGGUUUGGGAACAUAUGAAAAAAAAUAAAUUAAAACAAGAAAUAACUUGUGAUGCAAUUACACUUAAUUUAGAUGGGAUUGAAAAAAAAUGUGGUAGACUUUUUAGUAUUAAAACUUCAACUACACAUCUUGGUGAACAUCUUAAUUCAAUCCAUCGAAUUUUUUCUAGCCAGCAGUAUAAAAAAAAUUCAAAUGAACAGACUAUAAUAGAAUCAGAUAAAUCAAUUUCAACUAUUCUUUCAUUAUUUUCAAAAAUGGAUAAUCACAAACCAGCUAAGCAACAAAGAAUAUUAUCUCGCUUGGUUUUAUGGAUGGUUGAAGAUUGUCAAGCUUUAAAAAAUUCUGAAUGGUCACUACUUGGAGAUGAAAAUUCCGAAUUAGAAUCUGAUGAUUCAUCAGAAUUAUCAACACAAUCUGAACAAUUAAAAAAAAAUUCACACUUAUCUAUUGUUGAACUCAUUCAUGCUGUAAAACACCUUGCAAAAUCUUUAAGCUGUCAUCCUGAAUCACAACAAAAAAAAGAUGGACAAAGUUUAAAUAAAAGGUUACUUUUAGAAGAAGAAUGGAAAUAUCCGACUCUUGGAAUGAUGCUUCCUACUAUCUCACUUUUACUUUCACAUUUACAUCAAAUAAAUGAAUCUAUAAAUUCAUUUAAAAUUAAGGAUGUUUGUGAAAAAAUUGAAGAUUCUAUAACUAAACAUUGGAAGUUUCCUUUGAUUGAAGCAUAUAUUGCUUCUUAUUUAGAUCCACG
Dentiscutata erythropus is the source of this 1076-nucleotide messenger RNA. The record is from the annotation of a GenBank genome assembly. Lineage: Eukaryota; Fungi; Glomeromycota; Glomeromycetes; Diversisporales; Gigasporaceae.